Molecule: messenger RNA, 3674 nt
Organism: Musa acuminata subsp. malaccensis (wild Malaysian banana)
Lineage: Eukaryota; Viridiplantae; Streptophyta; Magnoliopsida; Zingiberales; Musaceae
Source: RefSeq, a predicted model, not a curated record
UUUCGUCUCUAAUUCGAUACCUGUUUUGUUUUCUUCUAUCUUUUAUCGCUUUCCAUCGAGUUCUCACGUUGCCUGUUGACGGAGCGGAGGAAGACGAGAAGGAAACAAACCAGAUGGCGGCAGGACCUGUACCAGUUUCAUCUCUCUGCUGUGAAAACUUGUUUUUUUUUUUCUUUUAACUCGAGCAGACGAUGGAAAGGGUCGUAGGGCUCGAGAAAGAGACGGUGCAAAUCUGCUUCAUUCCACAAACCCAAGGUCCCGUUUUUUAUCCCAAGGUUGGGGCUUUUUGAUUCAUUUUUUUAUGGGACAGAUGACGGGAGGGUCAACAGGCCUAUUUCUACUGACGUCUCUUUCUCUCUCUUCCUCGGCCUAGAGAUUUCCUUUUCCUUUGUUUUGCGAGGCUUCAUAGUGUCCACGCGUAGGAAGUCUCCUUUUAUCUUCCACACCCGUUUACACCAGCUCGCACCAGCCUCUCGGCCUUCUAAAGCUUCGAUCUUUGAGGUCUCGGAGCAGGAAACUGCCUCGUUCGCGUCCUAGGUGGUAGGGAAGGGAGAGGAAGACAGAACGCGGUUCUUGAGUUCCUCUUGCCUUCCUUCUCUUUCUUUCUGCCCUUCGGUGACAGCGAGAGGGUGUUGAGGCAUCUGCUCAUACCUUAAACGGAUCGUCUAUGCUUUUGCAUCCUCUGAUCUUGUUCUAAGACCUUGGGAAACUCGGAAAUCUGGGUUGAAAAGCGAGAACACGCAUUAGAUCUACUACUAGCAUCUGCUAGCACUUGGUGAGGAAGAGUGUUUUUGAAGCAACGAAGCGAGUUCGAAGAGGUGUGAUUGAGAAAGAGAGGAAAUAAAAUUGAUCUUCAAUGAGUUUUGGAGGUUUGUUCGACAGCGGCUCCGGCAGCGGUGGCGGUGGCGCUCGGACGGGGUUGGCCGAUGCGGUGCACCGCAGCUCCACCGCCAUGUCCGCCAGCAACAUCUCACAGCCGCUCCUCGCCUCGCCUUCUCUCCCCAUGUUCAACUCCCCUGGCCUCUCCCUCACCCUGCAAUCGGAUAUGGAAGGCACGGGUGCCGCCGGUAAAGGUGGAGCGUGGGAUCUGGAUUCGGGGCGUCAGAACAAGGAAGACGAGAACGAGAGCCGGUCAGGAGGGAGCGACAACCUGGGAGGACUCUCCGGAGACAAUUUAGAACAGGAGAACCCGCGCAAGAAGAAGCGAUACCAUCGCCACACCCCGCACCAAAUCGAAGAACUCGAAGCAUUCUUCAAGGAUUGCCCUCACCCUGAUGAGAAGCAAAGGUUGGAACUCAGCAAGAGGUUAUCCUUGGAGGCUCGCCAGGUCAAGUUCUGGUUCCAGAACCGCCGAACCCAGAUGAAGACCCAAAUGGAACGCCACGAAAACAUGAUCCUAAGGCAGGAGAACGACAAGCUUCGCGCUGAGAACUUGUCAAUUAGGGAGGCGACGAGGAACCCUCUCUGCAGCAACUGCGGUGGGCUGGCGAUGCUCGGCGAAGGGUCGCUCGAAGAACAACACUUGAGAAUUGAGAAUGCCCGUCUCAAGGAUGAGCUUGAUCGUGUUUGCUCCCUCAUUGGGAAGUUCCUCGGCAAGCCUAUAUCUGCGUUGUCUAGUCCACUUCCUCUCCCGAUGUCAGAUUCAACAUUGGAUCUUGCAGUCGGGAACAAUGUUUUCGGUGGCCUGGGUUUGGUGACCCCGGCAACGUUGCCUCCGGUCACUGAUUUCACCGCCGGAGCAACAAGCGGCCCAUUCGGCACCGUUACAACUCCUGCAAGGAACGUUGGCACGGGAACUCUAGACGGUGUGGAUAGAUCGCAGGAGAGAUUCGUGUUCUUGGAACUUGCACUCACAGCAAUGGAUGAGCUGGUGAAGAUGGCUCAGAUGGAGGAUCCUCUUUGGGUUCCAACUUUGGAUGGAAGGAAGGAGACACUGAACUACGAGGAGUAUCUUCGAAGUUUCCCUCGCUGCAUCGGUGCGAAGCCCGUUGAGUUGGUGUCGGAGGCCACCAGGGCUACCGGCGCCGUGAUCAUCAAUAGCUUGGCGUUGGUUGAGACUCUCAUGGACGCCACUCGGUGGGUAGAUAUGUUUCCUUCUGUGAUUGCAAGAGCGACCACCAUUGAUGUGAUCUCCAGUGGCAUGGGUGGUAGCAGAAAUGGUGUGCUCCAACAUAUGCAUGCAGAACUUCAAGUUCUCUCGCCGCUGGUGCCUGUCCGAGAUGUCCGUUUCCUUAGGUUCUGCAAGCAACUUACAGAGGGAGCUUGGGCGGUAGUAGAUGUCUCCAUCGAUGGAAUUAGAGACGACCUUUCUGCUCCACCUCCUAAUAUGAGUUGCCGCCGGUUGCCGUCUGGUUGUCUGGUGCAGGACAUGCCUAAUGGUUAUUCUAAGGUCACAUGGGUGGAGCACGCGGAGUACGACGAGGCCGCGGUGCACCCGCUGUUCCGGCCGCUGGUGCGCUCCGGCAUGGCGCUCGGCGCACAUCGUUGGGUCGUCUCCCUCCAACGCCGGUGCCAGUCCUUGGCUAUGCUCAUGUCCUCUUCGCUCUCCCAUGAUGAUACCACCACAAUAACGCCGAGUGGGAGGAGGAGCAUGCUGAAGCUGGCGCAGCGCAUGACGGACAACUUCUGCGCCGGGGUGUGCGCGUCGUCAGCCCACGAGUGGAACAACCUCAGUGGCGGGAUCAACAUCGGCGAGGACGUGAGGGUCAAGACCAGCCAGAACGUGGCCGAGCCCGGGGAGCCACCGGGGGUGGUGCUGAGCGCUGCCACCUCGGUGUGGCUCCCUAUCGCCCCACAGCGCCUUUUCGACUUCCUCCGCAACCAGCAGCUACGGAGCCAGUGGGAUAUCCUCUCCAACGGCGGUCCCAUGGAGGAGAUGGCCCACAUCGCCAACGGAAAGGAGACCGGCAACACCGUCUCCCUUCUCCGUGCCAGCGCGGUGAGUGCAGACCACAACAGCAUGCUGAUACUGCAAGAAACGUGCACGGACGCGUCCGGGUCGGUUGUGGUGUACGCCCCGGUGGACGUGCCGGCCAUGCACCUCGUUAUGAGCGGCGGCGACUCCACCUACGUCACCCUUCUCCCGUCUGGUUUCGCCAUCCUCCCCGACGGCCGCGGAAGCGGCGCAGGCGUCACCCACAAGGCGGGAGGGUCGCUACUCACCGUCGGGUUUCAGAUUCUGGUGAACAACCAGCCGACGGCGAAGCUGACGGUGGAGUCGGUGGAGACCGUCAGCAACCUUAUCUCAUGCACCGUGGAAAAGAUCAAGGCAGCCAUCCACUGCGAAGCUUGAAGAGGAGCAGACUUGUUGAGGAGCAUGGCGAGGAUGUCAGGUAAUGCAUGGAUUGAGUCAAGAACGAACCACAACGUAAAAAACCUUUGCCAAGUAGUUAGGAAGUAUGGAAACACUGCUAAAACCCUAUCGGCACUAAGAGCAGUCCAUAAUCCUUAACACGGAGCAAUGGUGGUGGUUCGGGCAUUGACUCGUUCCAAUCGACGCCCUUGCUGAAUCUCCAGCGCAGUGAGAUGCUGCAUGAUUAGUAUUGUAGUGGUUUGGCCUUUGUAGUUUUUGCCAUCUGAAACAUAGUCAACUAGUGAUGAAAGGAGCAAGUAGUGCUGUUUGCUGCAUAUGAGCGUAGUUUUUUAUCGGACAUAUAAGUUGCUUCGUAUAACUG